UUGCCAGGCCACGUGGACGAGCAGGUGUCCCAGGGCUGCCAAGCACAGGCGGCGGGGGGAAUUCCAUCCAUUGGCUGGGCGCCGGGCUUUCCUCCGCCCAGGCUUCCCCCCAAAUGGAGGAGGCCCCGCGGAGGCAUCGCCCGGCUUCCAACGCCGGGUACCGAGAGCGGGGCUUCUGGGACGCGAGGUACGAGCAAGAGGGGGCCGAGCCCACCGAGUGGUUCGGGGGCUUGGAAGCUUUUCGGGAAGAGCUGGAGGCGGAACUGAAGCCGGGGGACCGGAUCCUGGUACUGGGUUGUGGGAACAGUGCCCUGAGUUACGAUCUUUUCCAGCUUGGAUACACAGACAUCACCAACAUAGAUUAUUCCGCGGUGUGCAUUUCAAGCAUGCAAGACCGUUACGCGCAUUGCUCAGGCUUGCAUUGGGCGGUAAUGGAUGCCCGGUUCUUGACUUUCCUGGACGGAAGCUUUGACGUGGUCUUGGAGAAAGGCUUUCUGGAUUCCAUCAUGGUGGAAGAAAAAGACCUCUGGAAUGUCUCCCAAGAGGCCAAGAUACUUCUGAACCAAGUAUUAACUGAGGUCGCCCGAGUCUUGCAACCCAGAGGAAAGUUUAUCUCCAUCACCUUCGCCCAGCCGCAUUUCCGCAAGCGUCACUACACCCAGCGUGCCUACAACUGGUCCAUCCAACACAUCAGUUACGGAAGGGACUUCCACUACUUCCUCUACAUCAUGAAGAAAGGUGGGGUGUUGAACCCCUCCGACUUGGCUCUGGGGCAGAGCCUCCAUCGCCAUCCCACAUCCCCCGGCCCUGUGUACCCCCUCCAAGAGCCGGAUUGUGAAAACUACCUCUUCAAUAUUCAACUCUGAUCUCUAGGGAAGGGAUAACUCAAGGGAAGGAGCCGUGGUGGGGCAAAGCGAAGGUCUCAAAAGGGCAGUGCCAGGAUACCUCCUCUAGGACAUGGGGCUCCUACCUUGGCCACUUUUACGACUUGUGGACUUCAAUUCCCAGAAUUCCUCAGCCAUCCAUGUUGCCUUUACAUCCUGUCUGAAUUUACCAGGUAUAGUUACAAUAGAGCAAGGAGUGGUGCGGUAACCUAGUGGUGUAGCUCUUGCCUCACAAUCGGGAGGCUCUGAGUUCAAUCCUAGGUAGUGGCAGAUAUUUCUCUCUCUCUCUGGGCACAAUGAGAAUAUAUCUGCUGAAUAUAACUCUGCCCUGGCGACAGGAAAGGCAUCCGGUCAGUAAACACUCGGCUCCGUUCAGUUGCCCAGACUCCACCUCGCAAGGGAUUAUGGGGUCAUUAAAAGAAGAUGAUGAGGUACAAUAGAGCAGUGAUGGCUAACCUUUUCCAGACGAAGUGGCCAAAGCACGUGUCCCCGAACCCUCAAAAUGCCCACCGCAUGCGUGCGCGCCCCUCACAAGCCCCCUGUCUCCCGCACACCCCACAAAACCCCGUGCAUGUGCACCCGGCUCCACCUGUGUCCUUCCCUCACACAUGCAUGCAUGGGCCCCGCCUGUGUCCCUCCCCCAGCACAUGCGUGCAUGGACCCCCGCAGAUGUGCAAGCGGCCCCUUCCUGUGUCCCCCCGCACAUCCGUACGUGGCCCUCCCACAUGCACCCCGCCCCCUGUGUAUGCACAGCAGAGACCCGAAAACUAGCUGGCCGGAAGGAGGCACGCACACAUGUGCAGUGGAGCUGAAUUGGGGUGAUGGCUCGCGUGCCCACAGAGAGGGCACUGCGGGUCAUUUCUGGCACACAUGCCACAGGUUCGCCAUCACGGCAAUAGAGGAAACUCCGUUCACACAGGAUGUAAAGGAAAGAGGGAGUGGCUUAGGGCAGGGCUGUCCAACCUCAGCGACUUUUAAGACUGGUGGACUUCAACGCUGGCGGAGGAAUUCUGGGAGUUGAAGUCCACCAGUCUUAAAGUUGCCAAGGUUGGACAGCCCUGCUCUUAGGUCACCCGGGGUAAUUCCCUGCAUUUUUAAUACAACUUAAAAAAUUAAAAAAAAAAGCCGCCUCUUCAAUUGGCAAGGAGGGGCCUGUUCUCGGGGGAAUUGGAUGGGAACGCUUUCUGCUGCCAACUUAGUUGCAGAAAGUAAUUUCUCUUCCCUUCCACUCCACGAAGCUCAUCCUCUUGCUCAUAUUGUGGAGUUGUGAACCAGUUUAUGGAAAGCAGGGAAGGGAGGGGUUAGAAGCUGAGAAGUUGUUGUUUUUUAAAAUCUUGCCACUGUGCUCUGAAUCCUUAAGUGUCUUCAAGGCCCUUUUCGGCCGCCUCUGUUUUAACAGACCUUCUGAAAAAUCAGGAAGAAGGACACCAUCCAGAUCUCCAAUGAGAGACCAUCUCAGAGGGUUGGUGCCCCAACUCAACAUUAUUCCGGUUCUUCUGGGGAGGAGCUGUUCUGAUCUAGGCUUCCCAAGAGCAUGAAGCAAACUCCUUGUCCGGACAAAAAACCCUUUUUUAUUAAGUUACUGUGAAUUCCUCUCGUUCACAUCCAGCAAAGUCUUUCAAGGGAGAAUUUACAAUCACAGACCUUAUCUGUCUUGGAGAGCUGCCAGGCCGAUAUCUUCAAAAUUUGGCAAGAAAUCUGAGAGUCACGAACCAACUAAGCGAACUAAUUGUCUCCUGCAAACUCUACUCCCCUUUUGCUCCUCUUUGUUCCCUCUGGGAGGGGCCGUUCAUCGUCCACCUGUGGCCUUACUCCCAAGUCGACCCUUGUUCUUUAGCUGUUCCCUUCGUCUGGCAGCUCUGCGCAAGCGCACACUGGGAACAGGUUCCAGCUGUUUGUCUGCCUCACUGAUGUCUGACUCCGAAGGCAGUUGAUAGCUGGCAUACGGCCCUGGCCCCUUCUCUGCCUCUGAUGCAGAGCCCUCAUCAGAGCCCUCCCCAGACUCCAGGACUGGCCCAUGUUCCUCCCCAACCUCCUCACUGUCCGAAUUUGCUGCCAGCUUCACUGGCGGGCCACAACAGUAACCCUCAAUCUGUCUAUCAAGAGUACAUGAAGACUGUCUAAGACUUCUAAUGUUUUUUUAAAUCUUCUACAAAGCUUUAACAAAAGUCUAGUUGCCAUGUACAAUUCAUGAACUCCUAAACCCCAUUUUAACGUGGGCUUCACCUGUUGUGAGAACCCAGCCAUCGAUGUCUUCUCUGCCGGUCCUUUUUGACCAAUUUUCUCCAACUUGGUGCCUUUCAAAUGGCCCGGGAGCGAUGGGGCUUGUAGUCUUAAUGCCUCUGGUAGGCAAUGGCCUUUCCAUGUACCGUUGAAGUAUCUCAGAUUAAUUCUGCAGCCUGAAACUGAAAUUCUGCCAUUGAUUUUCUACUAUGCAAAUUUUGUAUACAUGAAUGGUUAAAAACCAA
Pantherophis guttatus is the source of this 3352-nucleotide messenger RNA. It is a transcript of the gene EEF1AKMT4, whose product is annotated as EEF1A lysine methyltransferase 4. NCBI's taxonomy places the organism in Eukaryota, Metazoa, Chordata, Lepidosauria, Squamata, Colubridae. Gene Ontology annotation, molecular function: S-adenosylmethionine-dependent methyltransferase activity. The record is from RefSeq and is a predicted model, not a curated record.